AUAAAUAUUAUUAUAUUUAAGUGAUAGAUAACGUAUGAUAAAAUACUGAUAAACAUGCGCGAUAAGUUGAUAGUAUGUAAAAAAGCUUAACAUUACAUUAUAAUAAUGUUAGGAAUACACCAUGGCCACAGUGAAUAAAGAAUUAACGCUAAUCCAAAAAAGUAUCCCUCACAUCCAACAACGAUACAACUGGGAUUGUGGGGUGACUUGCGUCCUCAUGGUACUCCCUGAAGAUGACAGAAACGACUUUCUGACAAACUUUUCAAAAAUAUGUGAAGAAGAGGGUUUUGGACAAACUACGUGUACUAUUGAUCUCUGCCAUUUACUAAAACGAUAUAAUAUUGAGCAUUGCAUGUACACAAUAAGUCAGUUACCUAAUAAACGAACACUUAGAACUUUUAGUAAUACUGUAAGUAAGACAGCAGUUCGAAUAUGUAAAAGAUUUGCCAACGCGUCCAUUGAUGGAAUUAAGGUUGUUGACGCUGUUCUCUCUACAAAAGAUAUAUUAUCUCACGUAACUAGCAAGGGACCCGCCAUUGUACUCGUGGAUGCUGCUUUAUUAUCCUGUGAUCUUUGUAAACAUAACAAGCUUACAUCAGAGUUUAGACGCAUACUGGGUGGAUCGUAUCGUGGGCACUAUAUCGUGGUUGUCGGAUGGUCGGGUGGCAAGCUGCUGUACCUCGACCCCGCACGACCGGCUCCGCUCUGUGCCACCGUACCCGCACGACUGCAGAACUCAAGACUGGCUCCGGCCACGGAUCGUGAUAUUAUUUUAAUCUAUUGUGAUUACAGAUGAUAAUUCGAAUUAAUAAAUA
Molecule: messenger RNA, 815 nt
Organism: Vanessa tameamea
Lineage: Eukaryota; Metazoa; Arthropoda; Insecta; Lepidoptera; Nymphalidae
Product: protein GUCD1
Exons: 5
Coding region: 122-796 (224 amino acids)
Source: RefSeq, a predicted model, not a curated record